Messenger RNA from Emericellopsis atlantica, 850 nucleotides. Its product is annotated as Isochorismatase-like protein. NCBI's taxonomy places the organism in Eukaryota, Fungi, Ascomycota, Sordariomycetes, Hypocreales, Bionectriaceae. The record is from RefSeq and is a predicted model, not a curated record. The transcript is spliced from 2 exons. Bases 44 to 616 code for a protein of 190 amino acids.
GACAUAUCUUUCCUCGGCCAUUGAACGCAGCAAGCACAUCAACAUGGCAUCUUUCCGCUCCAUACUCGGCCUCGCACCCUCCAAGGCGUCUACAGACGACAGCGUCCUCGUCAUCAUCGAUGCACAGAACGAGUACGCGUCAGGCAAACUGGCCGUCCGCGACGUCGAUGCAUCCCGGGCCAAGAUUGCCUCGCUGCUGGAAAAGUACCGCGCAGCUGGUGCCCCCCUUGUGCACGUCGUCCACGCCACGCCCGAGGGGGCCCCCAUCUUCACGCCCGGCACCGCGCUGGCCGAGGAGUUCCAGGAGUUGACGCCGCGUAGUGGCGAGUCGGUUGUCACCAAGAACUUCCCCGGGCCCUUCACCCAGACGAACCUGCACCAGCUGCUCCAGAAGACGGGGCGUAAGAAGGUCGUCGUGACGGGCUACAUGGCCCACGUCUGUGUUACCAUGACCUCGCGCCAGGCCAUGGAGAAUGGCUACGACGUGGUGAUUGCGGGUGAUGCUGUCGGUGAUCGCGACAUCCCCGGCGUCAAGGGGGACGAGUUGACACGGACGGUUCUCGCCGAGCUGGGGGAUGCCAUCGGGACUGUCGUGCAGAGCGACGAGAUUGUAUAGUCGGGGUGGUUGAUCUUCAAUCUACGAACUGUAUGUAGUUCAAUCUUAAAUAGAUUCUCCUUCGUGAGCCGACACUCGGAAAUCCAUCAGCUCGUGCAGUAGCCGCCACCCACCAUUGGAACCGCAAGUCCGCUUCCGCAUCUCCGAGGCUUGCUGAUUGUUCAGCAAUUGACUCUGGGGCUGGAAGUCGGCACUUGAUGCUCCACGGUGGUGGGGACAUGACAUCGACGAGGG